CCGUGAGCUCUUAUCUGAACCCUCCAAAAACUCUCAUCACAAUCUACAAUGUUUACAUAUGAGUAAAAAAAGUAAAAAAGUGAAAGUGGUUUGCACAGAGAGGAAUACCAUGGCGGUGGAAAAUUGUGGCAACCCUUAAUUCACAUGACGGAUUAACAGAACUGUGAUCCAGAGCACCACGGUGUGACACUUUGAAGGAUAUUUAAUCACCACUUCCAACAACGAUGCCGUUCUUCACAGUUUUCUUCAUUUCUCUCUUAAACAUGCUGUUUUUGACGAAAACAUACCUCUGUAUGGAAACUGACUUUUGUGAACCUGUGCGACUUGACCGUGAGAAUUUCCCAAGUCACCUCACCAAAUUCGCGGAGAAACUCGGCAAAGGACUUGUUGUUUACAAAAUAAACGCAUUUAAUCAGGAAUUUUAUCUCAGUCUUCUGCCUGACUCCAGUUUUCUUGCUCACGGGGGUACGUACCAUGACACAUCUUCAAAUGCUUUUCAAGGACCUGACUUCAAAGGAUGCUUUUACUCCGGUGACAUCAACUCAGACAAGAAUUCAUACGCAGCUUUAAGUCUCUGUCGAGGAGUCCGAGGAGCGUUUUCUUUUCGCGAGAUGGAGUACUUCAUCGAGCGGACGUCGAUCAAUACACUAGCGGGACUGAACUCAGGUGAUGCUGGAAAGACGCACAUCAUCCGCAGACGAAAUGUCACUGCAAACGCAACAUCUCGGUGCGGAGUCACAUCUAGUUCAAACCAGGGCGUCGUGGAGUCUUUAGAAAAGUACACACAUUUAAAGGGACAUACAAUGAACAUAACAGAAACUUUGAGUCGAUCAAAACGAUUUGCGUCUAUACCAAGAUAUGUCGAGGUCCUCGUUGUUGCCGAUGAAUCUAUGGCAAAGUUCCACGGGGACGACCUCAAGCAUUAUCUUUUGACCCUUAUGUCUGUCACUGCAAAGCUGUACAAACACCCCAGUAUCUUGAACUCUAUCAGCAUAGUGGUUGUAAAGCUUAUGGUGAUUAAUGAGGCUGAGAAAGGACCCAAGGUAUCCAGUAACGCGGCGCUAACGUUGCGCAAUUUCUGCACCUGGCAGAAGAAGCUAAACAAGGUCAACGACAAGCACCCAGAAUACUGGGACACGGCGAUUUUAUUUACAAAACAGGAUCUGUGUGGGGCCACUACAUGUGACACUCUGGGUAUGGCUGAUGUUGGCACCAUGUGCGACCCUAAGAGGAGCUGCUCAGUUAUUGAGGAUGAUGGACUCCCAUCAGCCUUCACAACCGCACAUGAAUUAGGACACGUCUUCAGUAUGCCACAUGACAAUGUAAAAGCUUGUGAAGAGGUGUUUGGAAAGUUGAAGGACAACCAUAUGAUGUCCCCCACACUGAUCCAGAUUGACCACAUCAGUCCCUGGUCUGUGUGCAGCGCUGCCAUCAUCACAGACUUCCUGGAUUCUGGCCAUGGUGACUGUCUGUUGGAUCAGCCUCAGAAGCUGUUGGCCCUUCCUGAGGAGCCUCCAGGUGUCACCUACUCGCUCACCCGUCAAUGCGAGCUGGCCUUUGGCUCAGGUUCUAAGCCUUGCCCUUACAUGCAGCCCUGCUCCAAACUUUGGUGCACCGGGAAAGCCAAAGGACAGUUGGUAUGCCAGACCCGUCACUUUCCGUGGGCCGACGGCACUAACUGUGGAAGCAACAAGCUGUGCUAUCGUGGGACUUGUACUGAUAAACAAAGUAUUACAACGAUGAAGGUAGAUGGCCGGUGGGGUCGGUGGGGUCACUAUGGUCUGUGUUCCUGUACAUGUGGUGGAGGGGUACAGCUGUCCAAGAGGGAUUGUAACAACCCUGUCCCUGCAAAUGGUGGCAAGUACUGCCAAGGACUAAGAGUGAAGCAUCGAUCUUGCAAUUUGAACCCAUGUAAAGAAACAGGAAAGAGCUUUCGAGAAGAGCAGUGUGAAGCAUUUAAUGGCUUCAAUCUUAACACUAACAGACUCAGUCCCUCUGUGGUCUGGGUCCCUAAAUACUCCGGAGUCUCUGUUAAGGACAGAUGCAAGCUUAUCUGCCGAGCAAACGGCACUGGAUAUUUCUACGUCCUUUCGCCAAAAGUGGUGGACGGGACGCCUUGUUCCCCUGAUACUUCAGCCGUCUGUGUUCAAGGAAAAUGCAUCAAAGCAGGUUGUGAUAGCAAGCUAAACUCUGACGUGAAGUUUGACAAGUGUGGCAUAUGUGGCGGAGACAACCAGAACUGCAAGAAAGUGUCUGGAAUGUUCGCGAAACCCAUACAUGGAUAUAACUUUGUUGUGACUCUACCCGUCGGAGCUGCAAACGUGGACAUAAGGCAGCGUGGUUACCAAGGUUUGGUCAAUGAUGACAACUACUUAGCAGUGAAGAACGUUCACGGCAACUAUCUCCUGAAUGGAAACUUUGUGGUGUCAGCCGUAGAAAAGGACAUUAUCGUGACGGGAAGCCUGUUGCGCUACAGUGGAACCGGCACAGCGGUGGAGGUGCUUCAGGCAACCAGACCGCUAAAAGAAUCUCUCACUGUGGAAUUGUUAUCGGUGGGAAAAAUGACACCUCCUCGCGUGCGGUAUUCUUACUACGUGACCGUUGGAAAUAAGCAGGACAAGACCUUAAAGAAGGAAGAGAGGAACCCUGCGCACAACAGCGUGUUGGAGGACAAUAAAGUGGAACUGAAGAAGCCAGCCAAUCAGACGCCAUCUUAUAAGUGGGUAGCCGCCGAUUGGAAUAAAUGCUCCGUUACAUGCGGAAAUGGAGUCCAGAGCAGACGAAUACAGUGUUUGGAUUCAGACGGGAAAACAGCCACACGUUGCAACAACAACCAGAAGCCCAGCACCAUGAGGGUGUGCGGUGACCCCUGCCCAAUGUGGAGCAUCGGCGAAUGGUCACCGUGCUCUAAAACUUGCGGGAAAGGCUUUAAAAGACGUCUUCUGCGCUGCGUCACCCAGACAGGGAUGCAUUUACCUAGAGACCAGUGCUCAAACAGAAAAAAGCCACAAGAGUUAGACUUCUGCACCAUUCAGUCAUGCUAGUGACCAGUUUUAUGGAGCCAAAAAAAUGUCAAUAAGUGUCUGUGUGUUACAUAGUUUCCUCUUGUGCCUCACCUUUCCAAAGGGAACAAUGUCAAAUGUCUAAAAAGUGCAAACUGUUUUACCAUUUUAUGUUGUAAGGUGCAGUUAAAUAUCGCCUACCUCGACAAUGUUUUUUAGGGCAGCCGUAUAACGCAGACCGCAUGAAGUUUGUUGAACUCUUAUACAAGUACAUGACUAAUGAUUGUCAUGGCACAACCAGAAUACAACAGCAUCUCUGAAUGUGGUUCGUAGAUGAAGUGAGCAUGUCAAAAUUGCUGCAAAUGUGUGGGUUUGUACAUGUGAAUGAUUUGAUCUAAAUGUGAAGCAUAUCGUAUGCAUAUUUUAAGGCAACUGGGUCCAUGCACUAUCGAUGAUUUGUUUUCAUACAGUAUACUGAGCUGAACCGUACAACAAGCAUAAUCUUGCGUGGUUACAAUAAACCUAAACAGUACUUUAGCUUGUGAUGAAGAGAACAGAAUAUGCGGUAAACACAAGUAUACGUGAAUCAAAUGAAUAUUAAUAUUUAAAACUGAAAUAUUUAACUUGAUGACACCAUAAUGGUACUGUACACAAAGGGUAAAACAGUUCAUGUACAAAUUUAUCACAUCAGCUAUCUAUAUACAUAUACCAUAUAGGUCUAUGGUUGUUUUUGUAAAAUGUUUAUCUUUUUCUUUGAUGUCGAUACAGCCAGGUACUGCAAAUUACUUUAUGUUUUACUAAAACUAGACAUGUCUUUUACACUUGGAGUAAUGUGUUGAUUUGUACAUUUAAUUUGAUUUUGAUAGUUCAGUCUAUCAAGUGAGAUGGAUGUUGUCUUAUAGGUCAAUUCUCAUAAUGCAGCUCAUACUGCCACAAUCUCUUCAUUUUGUUGUAGGUAUAUUAGAUCUAUUCCCUGCUGAAAGUAUGAAGAUUAACAUUGCAAAAAAGUAAACUAGUUGUAUUGUUCUCGUUGCUGAACCUUUUUGAGAACCGUUUCAUCCAUCAGUGCUAGAUGUUAAUACAGCAAAAGGCACUUAUGUUUUUGUAUUGGAAUCCAUUGUAUACUAUGUAUACAUUCAUUGUGCACAAAUAAAUACAGAAAUU
Molecule: messenger RNA, 4166 nt
Organism: Triplophysa rosa
Lineage: Eukaryota; Metazoa; Chordata; Actinopteri; Cypriniformes; Nemacheilidae
Gene: adamts15b
Product: A disintegrin and metalloproteinase with thrombospondin motifs 15
Exons: 8
Coding region: 225-3044 (939 amino acids)
Biological process (GO): extracellular matrix organization; proteolysis
Cellular component (GO): extracellular matrix
Molecular function (GO): metalloendopeptidase activity
Source: RefSeq, a predicted model, not a curated record